Messenger RNA from Diabrotica virgifera virgifera (western corn rootworm), 541 nucleotides. RefSeq lists its product as uncharacterized. NCBI's taxonomy places the organism in Eukaryota, Metazoa, Arthropoda, Insecta, Coleoptera, Chrysomelidae. The transcript has 3 exons. Bases 88 to 432 code for a protein of 114 amino acids. The record is from RefSeq and is a predicted model, not a curated record.
UUGUUUCAUAAUGAUCAAUUAUUGAUAUAUAAAGCUCGCAAUUUUUUUAUUUCAAAUUUUGUAACCUUUGAGUGGGCAUAAUCAACAAUGGCAUCCAAAACUGUUCUUUUCGGACUCUUGGUAGUCCUUUUGGUCAACCACUCUUUGGCUAGAGAUCUGACUGUCUGCCCCAACUCAGACAAAGCAACCAAAGCUGUAUACGACAAAGAAGUAGCAACAUCCGUUGUAGGAAGCACCAUCCGUGUUAGAGUACCAGACAGCUUGUUCUUGAAGAAACCAAUCACCUGCAUUGUUAUUGUGGACAAUAACCAAAGCGAUAGCGUACCUGAAGUAGAAGAUGGUGGUGUUGACAGUACAUGGGUGACCGUAAACAUUGCUCCCGCCAUUACCGAACUGCUCAGCUACAGAAUCCAAGUGUACACCAAUGAAUAAAUAUAGAUUAUUGUAAUAUGUCUGAAUUAUGUAAAGUGGUGCUAAUAUAAAUAUAUAUUAAUUAUAUAUAUUAAUAUAUAUUAAUUAAUAAAUAAUAUAAAUUUGUUAA